This is a messenger RNA of Patella vulgata (common limpet), 1876 nucleotides long. Its product is annotated as zinc finger protein 239. The coding region runs from base 61 to 1074 and encodes 337 amino acids. Gene Ontology annotation, molecular function: DNA-binding transcription activator activity, RNA polymerase II-specific; RNA polymerase II cis-regulatory region sequence-specific DNA binding. The record is from RefSeq and is a predicted model, not a curated record. The transcript is spliced from 2 exons. Lineage: Eukaryota; Metazoa; Mollusca; Gastropoda; Patellidae. Gene Ontology annotation, biological process: regulation of transcription by RNA polymerase II. Gene Ontology annotation, cellular component: nucleus.
GGAAGUGUUCGAUUCUGCCUUUGUGUUGACGAUUAGAACAUUAAGCCUUCUCUUGUAAAAAUGGAAACUCAAGAUCUUAAAACAUUUCACCAGUGCAUUUUAUGUGAUGAAAUUUUCCAAGAAUAUGAUGAUUUAAAAGUACAUAAUAAAAUACAUGUUAAAGAUGAGAAAACUGUUGAUGUAGAGGAAUAUGGUCAUGUUAAAGAAAAUAACCCUGAUGAUAUGGAUGGAUAUUGUCAUGUUAAAGAAGAGAAAACUGAUGAUGUAGAUGAAUAUUGCCAUGUACAGUUUAAAGAAGAGAAAACUGAAGAUAUUGAAACUGUUUAUCAGUGUAAAUUGUGUGAUGGGGAAUUUAAAUCUGAGACCGAUUUAGAAAAACACUGUGAAAUACAUGUCAAAGUACUUAACUUAGAGGAGACUAUAGGAAAUAUUUUACAACAAUUUAAAGAAGACGAUAAGAUUCAAGAUAAGAUGGGUUUAAAAAAAACUUUUAAAUGUGAUUUUUGUGGUAAAUCAUUUAAUACGCAAAGUCAGUUUCAGACACAUGUGAGAAUUCAUACAGGCGAGAGACCAUUUAAAUGUGAUGUUUGUGGUAAAUCAUUUAUUCAGAAAGGAUAUAUUGAAAGACACAUGAAAGUUCAUACCGGUGAAAAACUUCAUACAUGUGAUGUUUGUGGUAAAUCAUUCAGUGAUCGGGGUACCCUUCACGUUCACAUAAAAACACACACAGGCGAUAAACCUCAUAAAUGUGAUGUUUGUGGUAAAUCAUUUAGUACCAGUGGACAUUUACAGCAACACAGGAGAACUCAUACAGGCGAGAAGCCAUAUAAAUGUGAUGUUUGUGAUAAAUCAUUUAGUCGUAGCGGUAGUCUACAGCAACAUAUGAUAACUCAUUCAGGAGGAAAACCGUAUAAAUGUGAUGUUUGUGGUAAUUCAUUUAAACGGAAGACUUGUCUUGUUAUACACAUGAAUAUACACACCGGAGAAAACGCUUUUAAAUGUGAUAUUUGUGGGAAAUCAUUCACCCAAAAUUGUAAUCUACAAACUCACAUAAAAAUUCACGCAAAAAUAUGAUUUAUUAGUAUUAAUGAUAAUAUUUAUAUAGCACAUUCUUCACUUUUAUUAAAACACCUUUUCGAGACGCAUGUUUAGAGAAAGAUAUGGUAUCCGCUUGACUCUAUCAAAGCCAUUUUCAGAGGACCCCAGAUAACCCAUGAGGUUGGACAGUAGACAGAGCCACAGUGGCUCAGUGCAUAAGAUGCUGGCUCACUAGCCUGGAGGUUGCGGGUUAAAUCCCUGUGUUCGCUGAGAAAGUUCAUCAGUGGUGCAGGACGGAGGGCCUGGCAAGGAUAGCUGUCUAAUUGUUUGGUUGGUUUAAAAAAAAACCAAGGUACUGCAAACUGCGUAUACUUUGUCGUGUGCGUAAAAAAUCCCCUGGCAGUUGGAAUUUGAUAAAAGAGUAGUCCGCAGUGCCCCAGCCUGAGUCAAAAUUUCCUCAUGGCACACUGUAUGGCUUAUACCUGUAUUCUUUGGCCCAGUCGGAGCAGAACAGUAGCAUGUUAAACUUCAUUUCAUUACAUUAGAAAUUCAAGUCUACUCCUUUUCACACACUGUUAAAUAGACAGAAAUAGAAAUCGGGUUUAACAUCCACUCACACAAACUUGGUGAUUUUGGAACUAACAUAAUUUGGUACAUUUUAUUUAAAUAAUUCGCUUGCACAUAGAGGAGUCUUAAACAAUGAGGGGAAACCAGAAGUCUAUUCAACCCCCUCUUCAUUGUAAUUACUUUUUAUUCUACAUGUACAUGUACAUGUAUAAUCUUAACUAAAGAAAUAUUGUUGUCUUGUCAUGCUUUGAUUCGUUUUAAUAAAACACAU